AUGACAGCUGAGAGCCAACUGUCCCCUACUAGAGCUACUGGAGCAGGCACCAACCUACAACAAUCAAGUAACUUGUCUAUGCCAGUAGUCAAGGUGGAGAAGGAGCCUGCAUCUGAAGCAAAUGUAUCUAGUGGGCCUCUUGAAGUGGAGGACGCUGCUAAAGGAAGAAGAAGGAAAAGACCCCUGCAGAGGGGUAAACCACCUUACAGCUACAUUGCUCUCAUAGCCAUGGCUAUUGCUCACUCUUCUGACAGAAAGCUUACCUUAGGAGGCAUCUACAAGUUCAUUAUGGAAAGGUUUCCUUUUUACCGGGACAACUCAAAGAAGUGGCAAAACUCCAUAAGACACAACCUUACCCUCAAUGAUUGCUUCAUCAAAAUCCCUAGGGAGCCAGGAAGGCCUGGAAAAGGCAACUACUGGGCCUUGGACCCUAACGCUGAAGAUAUGUUUGACAGUGGAAGCUUCCUUAGAAGAAGGAAGAGAUUCAAAAGGACAGAUCUCACCACAUAUCCAGCCUACAUACAUGACACUAGUAUGUUCCCAUCUCUGCAAGUGAGUAGGCCAUCUUAUCCUAAUUCUGUGUAUUCCAAUAUGACGAUGAGCCCCACAUAUAGUCAGCAGAUCACCCCUCAUUCCUCUGUCUACUAUCCUUCUUCUUCUCCAGUCUUUGGUUCUAGUCAGUCUAGAGUGUUCAGCAUCAAUACACUUAUAGGGCAUUCCAGUGGCACAGAGCAUACUCAGCAAGCAAGCAGAUCCAUGAGUCCAGAGGUCAACUCUCCUAAUGCCAACUCUUGCAAUUACACUGGUGCAAAUUAUAACAGCCAAACAGGAGGAAGUAGUAUGCUACAAAGACCCACCAACCCCAUGUCAUAUUCUUAUCCAGUGCCAAACAGCCACCUACAACUGAAUCAAAGUUCUUAUUCACAUGGUAACACACAGCUCUUUGGCACAUCCAGCAGAUUAGCAAUGCCCACUUCUCCAGUAAUGAACAGUGAUGGCAUGGACUUCUAUGGUAGGAUGUCUCCAGGACAGUACACCUCAUUGACUGCCUACAAUAGUAAUGGACAACUAGCCAGCACUAAUGCUUACCUUCGACAUGCAACAUACUCUGGGAACAUGGACAGAUUUGUGCCUGCAGUUUAA
This is a messenger RNA of Bufo bufo (common toad), 1143 nucleotides long. RefSeq names its product forkhead box E1 (gene FOXE1). Gene Ontology annotation, biological process: cell differentiation; regulation of transcription by RNA polymerase II; anatomical structure morphogenesis. The coding region runs from base 1 to 1143 and encodes 380 amino acids. Gene Ontology annotation, molecular function: DNA-binding transcription factor activity, RNA polymerase II-specific; RNA polymerase II cis-regulatory region sequence-specific DNA binding. The record is from RefSeq and is a predicted model, not a curated record. Lineage: Eukaryota; Metazoa; Chordata; Amphibia; Anura; Bufonidae. The transcript has a single exon.